Molecule: messenger RNA, 2889 nt
Organism: Ylistrum balloti
Lineage: Eukaryota; Metazoa; Mollusca; Bivalvia; Pectinida; Pectinidae
Product: advillin-like
Exons: 28
Coding region: 1-2889 (962 amino acids)
Biological process (GO): cytoskeleton organization; actin filament severing; barbed-end actin filament capping
Molecular function (GO): phosphatidylinositol-4,5-bisphosphate binding; actin filament binding
Source: RefSeq, a predicted model, not a curated record
AUGAUUCGAGGAAGUGAAGGAAUAACGAAUAAUUCCAUGAACAGAGUAAUAAUGGAGGAUUUCGUUGUGAUCAAAGUGUCCCAGAAUGGACAUAUCACAACGACACGACCGAGGAGCGGGAAGAAGAAAACUUGCGACCGUCCAGCAAGUCGGACGACGCCCCGUGUUCCUGUCUUCUCAGGAAAUCAGGUGCACGGAGACAGACCGUACAGUCGAACUACGGGCCGUUCAUCUCCCAUCCGUUUGUAUGCUAAAAGUCCAACCAUCAUUAGCGAACGGGUAUAUAGUGCCUACGCCAGGAGUCGCCCGUCAACUGGGAAAACUAUGCAAUCAAAGAGCCACACCAUGACGUCAGCAGCCAGAUCGGAGCGGGAAACCAGCUCCAGCUUCCGUUCCAUUGAUCCCGCUUUCAUUGAGGUCAGCAAGGACGUCAUGGGAGUCAGUAUUUGGAGAAUUGAGAAUAAGAUAAAAGUGGUUAAGAUAGAUGAAAAUGAGCACGGCUUUUUCCACGAGGGAGCAGCAUAUGUCGUGUUAAAGAUUGAUGCCGAAGAGAUAACUUCCUUACACUACUGGUGCGGGCUGGCGUGUCCAGAGGCGGAAGCUAAAUUAAUAGAACAAAAGGCACAUGAACUCGACAGAAUCCUUAACUAUUCUACACUGUUCUCUAAAGAGACCCAGAAUCAUGAGUCAACAUGUUUCCUCCGACUUUUCCCAGAAGGCGUGAUAUACAUUGAGAAUAAACCAAAGACAACGGUCAGCAGAGCGGCAGCAUAUAUCAAAAGGAUGUACCGAGUGAUGGGCCGGAAGUACAUCCGAGCUGUUUGUAUGGAACCCUCUCUCAACGCUCUGGAUUCUACCACUGCCUGUAUACUGGAUGGACAUCCAAGGAUGUAUGUGUGGGUGGGAAUGGACUGUCCCUACAGUACUAGGUUAAGGGCGAUCAAUUUAGCGAAGAAAUUCCGGAACAUGCAAAGGAAGGGAAUCGCACAUAUAAUAGUAAUAGAUGAGAAAGACGAAAGUAUGAAUAUGGCCUUCCGAAAAAAGCUUCCUAAUGGUCACACUUCAUUGACCAACGGUGAUACCCCAUUAGUGGAUGAUGACCACACAGAACCCGGAACUGUUUCAGCAAAGGGGACAAGGAAUACUGUACUUCAUAGAGUGAGUGGAGGAAAGGUCAUGUAUGACAUGCCAGAGGCUUCACGCUGUCCUCUAUACCACAAAUACCUCGUCCGAAGGGAUAGCUACCUAUUAGAUCGAGGUCCAAACGCUCCAAUGUAUGUAUGGGUUGGACAUGAAGCGACUGAAGGAGCAAUUAGUCAUGCUUUAUUACGUGGCAAGGCAUUCUGUGAGCAUCGGAACUAUCCAUCAACAAUAACGGUGUGUCGACUGAGGGAGGAUCACGAACCGACAGAAUUUAAGAAAAACUUCUUUGAUUGGCGUGAAACAGAUACCAAACGUCGACAACUGACGAAAAAAUACAGUAUUGGAAAUAUAGAACGAGCUUUGUUCUCCACGAAAGAUAACAGGACAGUGGCUAAGAUGAACGAGCAUUGGUCAGAUGAUGUGUUUCCGGACGGUGACCCAGAAACGGAGGUCUGGCGCGUGGAUGGGGACAAAUUGGAACAGGUGCCGUGGGACCAACAUGGGGUGUUUGUGAAUGGACAGUGUUACGUGAUCAGACAUCGGAUUACAGAGGCGGAGGACAGUGUACAUACCCUUCUGUACUACUGGCUGGGAUCAAAAAGUCCAGAGAGUGUUCAACAAACAACUACAGAUCUGGUAUUGGACAUGAACAGAACAGUAGGAUACAAGUGUGUUUUAAUACGAGUUUUGGAUGAAAAAGAACCUCCUCACUUUAUGUCCACUAUACAGAAUAGUAUUCUAGUGUAUGAUCAGGAUGUCCAGGACAACCCUACAGAUCGACAAAUGUUCUGUGUCAGAGAGUUAGAAAACGGCAGUAUGAGGGUACAACAGGUGCCGGCUUCAUCUGAAUGGCUUAAUACAUCGGCGUCUUUCGUUGUGAUGACGUCAUCCGGGUGCUAUUUAUGGUUUGGAAAGAAAUCAGGAGGUCCUGAACGAGAAUAUGCCAAGAACUUAUUGGGAUUCCUCAAUCCGUCAAGAAUGUACACUUUUGAAAUUGCGACCGAAGGUAAAGAGGGUAAUGCGUUCUGGCAUAUGAUGGGACCAGAGGCAGAUCAUCCCAAGGACUUCACAGAAGAUAAAAUGGAACGCCGGCCUCCCCGAAUGACUAUCUGUCAUGUUGGCCAAGACUCCCAAAAUAGAUUUCAUGACAUCGACAACUUUACACAACAGGAUCUAACGGACUCGGAAAUGUUCAUUCUCGAUACCUUUGAUCUGGUGUACUUAUGGAUAGGAUCCUCGAUGGACGAUGUUGUCAGAUCUCAAGCAUACAAUAUCAUUAAGGCCUACAUGCGUAAGGAUCCUGCAGGACGUACCUUCGAUUCGGUACGUGUGUGGAUGACGUCACAAUACCACGAGUCUGAAACAUUUACGAAGUAUUUUAGGCGUUGGUCGAGUAAUGGAUACUGUGGGAAAGACAAAUAUGAAUCCUCUCGGAAAAGGAUCAGACAGGAAAACGCACAAAUAGAUGUAGAUCAACAGAUGGUAGACAAGUCACACAUGAACUAUCCGAAACAUGAUUACCGACUUCUCCUACGGGAAGAACAGCCAGAAGACAUCAUAGACCAGCACAGAGAGUUCCAUCUGACCGACAAACAGUUCUGUGACGUCAUGCGACAUAGCCGGCCUGAGUUUUACCGACUCCCUGAAUGGAAACAACAGCAAAUCCUACGAUCAACUCGUCUCGCAUAUAUACCCCCUACACCAACACCUCUCGCCAUCAGCACCCCGACCCCUCGUGAAGCGUGA